AUGGCCGCAAUUGUUCCCCCCGAGAAGCUCGCUAUCAUCAAAGCUCAAGCCGAUUUUUGGGCUCAUUCUAUGCGUAGUCCUAUCGUCCGCACACCUGAGGAAUACGGUCUGAAGUAUGAAGACAUUUCUUUUCCUUCUUAUGAUCAAGUUGCGCUCAAAGGCUGGUUCUUUCCUUGCGAAGGAUCUAAUAAGCUAAUCAUCUGCAACCAUCCAAUGCCUAUGAAUCGAUAUGGCUACCCUGGCCACUUGGAUGAAUUUAAACAGCUCUGUGACUUUGAAGUUAACUUCCUUCCCGAGUAUAAGGUCCUUCAUGAUGCAGGUUACAAUGUUCUGUGCUAUGAUCAACGUAACCACGGCGAAAGUGAAGAGGGAGACGGCGGCGUGGCUGGCGCAGGAAGACAUGAAUGGAAGGAUUCUGUGGGGGUGAAACGCUGGGUUGACAAGCACCCUGUCUAUUCGAAAAUGACUCUAGGAUUAAUGAGUAGAUGUAUGGGCGCUAAUGCGCAGUUUGAAGCAAUUUCGCGUUAUCCCGAACUCUUUGACAACGUGAAGUGCAUCGUUGCCCCCCAACCUGUUACAGCUAGGUAUCCUGCCGAGGCUUUUUGCGCACAAUUGGGUAUAUUAGACGAGAUCGAUGUCUUGGAGGAGGAGAUCAGGAAGUUAGGCGGCUGGACAACAACUGAGAUGGGUCCCAAGCCUUUUGUGCCUAAAGUGCACAUUCCAACGUUGAUCUCCCAAGUACACGAUGACACUUGGACCAAGCCCGAGGACGUCGAGACAAUUUUCGAACUUCUAGGUGCCGAGCAGAAAAAGUUGUUUUGGAUUGAAGGAACCACCCGCAGGUUUGAUGGUUACAAUUAUUUCGGCGAGCACCCAGAGGAAAUGCUUGCGUGGUACGCCAAGUAUAUGUGA
Messenger RNA from Lachancea mirantina, 912 nucleotides. The record is from the annotation of a GenBank genome assembly. NCBI's taxonomy places the organism in Eukaryota, Fungi, Ascomycota, Saccharomycetes, Saccharomycetales, Saccharomycetaceae.